GGUUCAAUUUGUAAUGUUGCUGCUACAAACAUGGCACUUUUUCUCAAAGUUUUCCACCACAGCGGAUGAAAAAUGAGCAGUGGUUCAAAUCAGAGGACUUUGUUCCAGACGUGGGGGGCAACAGCUCCUCAGAAAAACGUUGUUCAACCGAAGAAAGAUGGAAGAAAAGCCGCAGGACGGCGCAAAACAACCCAAAACAACAGUUCACAGGUAGCUCCUACACAUCCUGCUCGAAAUCCUCUGUGGACUCAGUUUGGACAGGAGCCGGCGUCAACGUCAGAGGACCCGAAACCUGCGUUUGAAGAUGAAGACGACGACGAUGACUUGAUGUUGGUUGCUGUUUAUGAAGCUGAAAAAAGCCUGGAACUUGAUAACGCAAACUGUCAACAUGACAGCAAUGCAGGGACAGAGAGCACUGCCCUCUCUCCCAUGCCUUCAGGUGGACACACACAUCCUGACUUUCCUGGCUUUGACAGCUCCUCUGCUAAAGUAUGGAUUUACCCCACCAACUAUCCCCUCAGGGAGUACCAGCUGAAGAUAUCAGAGGCUGCCCUGUUUGCAAACUCCCUGGUUUGUCUCCCCACCGGUUUGGGAAAGACUUUUAUAGCCUCUGUGGUUAUGUACAACUUCUACCGCUGGUAUCCAUCGGGGAAGAUUGUAUUCAUGGCUCCCACCAAACCUUUGGUGGCACAACAGAUCGAGGCCUGCUAUAAAGUAAUGGGGAUCCCCCAGGCGCACAUGGCUGAGCUGACAGGGAGCACAGCAGCAAAGCAGAGGCAGGAGGUGUGGAGAACCAAGCGGGUCUUCUUCCUAACCCCGCAGGUCAUGGUGAACGAUCUGUCUAGAGAGAGCUGCCCCGCUCAGCAGAUCAAGUGUGUGGUUAUCGAUGAAGCCCACAAGGCGCUGGGCAACCAUGCCUACUGUCAGGUCAUCAGACAGCUUGCCAGCCAAACUCUGCAGUUUCGCAUUUUGGCUCUGAGUGCAACACCGGGGGGAGAUACAAAGUCGGUGCAGUCAGUGAUCUCGAACUUGCUCAUCUCCCACAUCGAGCUGCGUUCAGAAGAGAGUCCGGACAUCCAGGCCCAUUCGCACCAGCGUAACGUCGAGAAGGUGGUGGUUCCCCUGGGAGAGGCCCUCUCAGCUCAGCAGGCACGCUACCUUCAGGUUCUGGAGAAAUUCAUGUCUCGUCUGGUCCAGAACCGGGUGAUGGCACAGAGAGACCUGCGGACUCUCUGCAAAUACCAGAUCAUCCUCGCCAGGGAUCAGUUCCGCAGUAACCCACCGCAACAAAUCAAGGGUCCGCAGCUUGAGGGCGAUUUUGCCCUUUGCAUCAGCCUGUACCACGGCUACGAGCUGCUGAUGCAGAUGGGUCUCCGAUCGCUCUUCUUUUACUUCCAGGGAAUCAUGGACGGAUCCAAAGAGAAGUCCAGGGCCAGAAAUGAGCUGCAGAAGACUCCCACCUUCAUGGACCUGUACCAUGAGAUGGAAACCAUGUUUGUGAAGCCAUCUGCUGGUCCCGAUGAGCCGUUUAUUUACAGUCACCCCAAGCUGGAGAAACUGGAGGGGGUGGUGUUGCAGCACUUCAAACUGUGGGCUGAGAGCUCAGCUGACAGUAAUGGUUCAGGUCCUCAGGAAGUAAGCACGCGUGUAAUGAUCUUUUCAUCGUUCCGUGAGAGCGUACAGGAGAUCGCAGACAUGUUGAACCAACAUGCUCCGCUGAUACGGGUCAUGACCUUUAUGGGCCAAGCCUCAGCGGGGAAGGGAGUCAAAGGCUUCACCCAAAAGGAGCAACUGGAGGUGGUGAACAGGUUUCGUACGGGAGGCUUCAACACGCUGGUGUCCACCUGCAUCGGGGAGGAGGGGCUUGAUAUUGGAGAGGUGGAUCUCAUCGUUUGCUUUGAUGCACAGAAGAGCCCCAUCCGCAUGGUGCAGCGGAUGGGCCGUACUGGUCGUAAGCGAAAGGGGCGCAUUGUUGUCAUCUUAGCUGAGGGACGUGAGGAGAGGACAUACAACCAGAGCCAGAGCAGCAAGAACAGUGUGUACAAGUCCAUUAUUCGCAACAAAAAUGGCUUCCACAUGUUCCCAAACAGUCCCCGCAUGCUGCCUGAUGGAGUGAACCCCACCCUGCAUAAGAUGCAUAUUACCUGCGGGCAGUUUGACCAUCAGGAGAGCGGCAGGCGGUCCAUCGGCCGUCGAAAGUCGCGCUCUGAAGGACGGGCCUCACUCAUCCACCCUCAAAACCUGAUGCGGCAGGGCAGUACAACUUCAGACGGGUUUCUCAGCAGUACUGAAUAUUCUCUGUGGGCGUCCACCAUGAGGCUGGAAGACAAUGAAGCUCAUCCAACCCUGAAACCGUCGCGCUUCAUAUCCCUACCCAGUGAUCCACUACCUCAGGAGGACAUUUUCAAAAGUGGACCCCCGUCCAGAGAGCUGUCUUUGUGGGAAUGGAGACACUGGCAGCACAAAGUUCUUCCCACCCACGCCGUUGACCAUUCUCUCCGCUGCCGCCACUUUACUGAGGUGAUGCAGCUCAUCGACGGCAUGAGAGAGGAAAACGAGGGGGAGUGUCGCUACGAACAGGAGCUUCUUCCUUACCUCGGAAAAGAAGAUGCCGGCGGCGUUGUUAAGAACAAACAGAAGAAGAAAACCCAGAAGGUCUGCGCUAAAGCGAACAAAAGGCAACCCAAACCAUCGCACUCCACGUUCUCUGAUCUGGACAGCGUCGACGAGGAAGAACACAGUGACUUCACACGCAAAAAAAGGGUCACUUCAGGAUCUGUUGCGGGGAAACAAACACACUCUGUUCAACAUGAUACACCAGGCGAUGACAUCACAGAUCGCCCAGGAAGUGAAGGGACUUCCAAUCUGCUGCCAAACAACCACAGUCCAGAAGCAAACAUGUUCCAGGAUUCUUUCAUUUCCAACAAGCGAGUCAUAAAGUCGGACGAGCCUGUGAGUUUAGACAAACUGUCGCAGCUGAUUUCUAACACGGAAGAAGAUGUCGAGCUUCAGGCGAUGUUCUACCUUCCAAAAUGGGCGUCAUCGCCUCAUCCCCGCUCCGUUAAUCACACUCCGGGGCGAGAUGAGAGGCUGAAGGUCAUCCUGGCCAACGUGGCUGAGCUCCUAUCCCGAUCUCCGCCGUCUUUGGAGGAUGAUCUAGAAGAAGCAGGGAUGCCUCCUCCAUCGCCUCCUCCAUCUCCUCCGUGGCCUCAGCAGCCAUUCAGGGUGAGCUUUACCCUGGGCGCAGACGACGACGACGACGAGGAAGAUGACGACUACAAAGCGAUGGUUAGCGACUCUGAAGACGCCUCCCCAAGGGCGGACAACGACGUGCUUCCUGCGAGUAAAAUAAUGGAUCACGAUUGGCCUCGUCAGGAGCCGGAGCGGAACAGAGCAGCAGGCAGUCCCAGCUGGGAUGAAGUUUUCGGUGAAGAAGAAGAAAACAAAGAGAGAGAAGAUAAAAAUAUGAACGAUUUUCAGCUGGAUUUUGCCUUGGAAGCUGAAGAGGAGGAGGAGGAGGAAGAGUGUUGGGAUGAUGCGAGAAAGGACAAAAAAAUGCCACUUUUGACGGACGGCGGUGUAGCAAACGACAUGGAUGAGAGCAUGGAUCUCUUCGGGGAUGAUGAAGCGUUCCUGCAGAUGACCAUCCCGGACGUCUCCACUCCCGGCGUCACACCCGGGAAAUCCCCUCACGCCGCUGCCAUCACUCGUAGCCCGAUAAAGACGUCUAACCUUUUGCAUAAGCAGACGCCGACAAACCCGUGCAGCACUACAAACGCGGCUGACUCGGCACGCACACAGCUCAUAACUCAUACUCGGCAUGCCCGGCUUCUAACAGAUACACACAGCACUGCGGAGGCAAAAAAACAAAAUCCCGAUUCAUUGGACGGAUCCCAUGACUACUUCCCCGUCAACUUUGACCUCGGCUACUCCUUUGAGGAAUCCGAGGAAGAGGUGGAAGAGGAUGUUUUUGUACAAAGAACGUCACCUACUUCUCCUCCGCUGAAAAAGAGGGCCUUGUCUAACUCCUCCACUCCGUACAAGUUUCAUAGACAAACCAAACCUCCGCAGUCCAGCGCGUCCACGUUAUCUACACCGCAGACGCUGUCAGAGCAGGGGAGGAGAGGAACAUCCUCUCGUCUGGCGCUGCCUUUAAUGUCAAAAGGCGGUGAACUCCCGUCUCCCAUCACGCCCGGAGCGAGGCGGGUGCUCAUUCCCAGCCUCGCCAGGCCUCGCAGCCCAUCUUCAUGCUCCAGGUUAAAGCGCAGACGACCCGAGAGUCCCACCGUCUCAUGUGUAGAAAUAAGCUCACGACAAGGUUCUGUUUGUGUGGCUGACUCUCCCCCUCAUCAUCAUCACCCAGUGGAGUGCAACAGUGACAGUGAGGAGGACAUUGUGGUUCAGAAAAGAAAACAUCAGAACAAAGCCAACCUGUUGUCGUCACCAGACGUGUCGAAGCUCUGCAGCGACGUGGACUCCCCGCUCGUUGUGAACAGGAGACGUGCAGCUGCUCUGAACACAUCUGAUGACACGGAGAGCGGAGCUGUGUCUGAUGACGACUUCCAGAACGAGUCCGUGGUUUCAUUCAGAACAACGACAGCUGAAAGACAACGAUUCCAACAGAGCAAAACAAAGCGUGCUGCGAGCCGAAAAGGGCGCCAGUUCCUGGACCGAGAAGCGGAGCUGUCGGAGGGAGGAGGUGCAGACGUGUCAUCUGAUGAAGAGGACGGAGACGAACAGAACCGGUCUCUUGAUGGCUUCGUGGUGAACAACACACACUUUUCUCAGGGACUAAAUGACUCUGAGAUGUGCGGUGUUUACCUGAAGUCGGUGAGAAGCCCUGCUGUCCACGGCAAGUUCAAAAUGUCCUACAGAAAUCAACACAACAUGGACAUUUUUUCUCAGGUGCCUGAGAUCGAUGAGUCAUACGCAGAGGACAGCUUUGUGGUUGGAAAUGAGGUGGAUGAGGUGGAGGAGGCGGAGAGCAGUGAAGACGGCGCGGAGGACAUUGAGCUCAUGCCUGAGGACUCGUAUGUGGACGGGCGGAGGCAGUACGCUACCAGACGGCGUGUGUUCAUUCACAAAGCCAGAGCGGGAGUAAAAACUGCAGCCGAGUCCGUCCCGAGGCAGAGAGCUGCGGUGGACUCAAAGCGUUCCAGAGUCAUACGUGUUCAGGAUUCUAGUGAGGAGGAGGCAGAGGAAGUGGAUGACAAGAAAAGGGUUGUAACAGAAGGGGGCUUUGCUGCACCCUUGUGGCCAAAGACGGUACGACUAGAGCCAAGCAGACCUCAGGAGAAGCAGCAGGAGAGACCCACCUUCUCCUCGUCUUCAACCAUAGCUUCAAAGCUCUCAAUUUUGAGCAAGGCACAGAGAAGCUCCAUGACUACAGAGAAGCAAAACGAGAGGUGUCGCCAGAGGAUCGAAAAUCAGCAUCUGCUCUCUGAUGAACUGGACUUUGCAGAGCCGGAGUCGCUGUUGUCCUCCAAGAAACAAACAGAGGCCCUUCCUUCCACCUCCUCGGUUCCUCAGUCUUCCUCUGGCCCCGAUGCGCCCGUCAGUGCGUCUCCCGCUCCGCCCGGGCCCGUCAGCAUCCUGGCCGACAGUCGCUGCAUCAGCAACGGCGUGGAUCUGAUGUCCUGCCUGCGUCAGCGUCACGCAGCCACCGUCCACGUCUGCUCGCUCGACGGCUGCUACUUCAUCGUCAGCAACCGAAUGGCCGCGGAGAGGCACAGCCAAUCGGAUUUGGCCUCGAUGCCGAACAGGAAGCGAUUGGCCGAAAGGCUGAACGGCUUGCAGGGAUCGUUCGAGCGCGUUUGUCUGAUAGUGGAGAAGGACAGAACAAAGCCAGGUGAGACAUCACGUCCCUUCCAGCGAACUCGUUUCUAUGACAGCACUUUGACAGCACUGGUGAACACAGGGGUGCGCUUGCUGUGGAGCAGCAGCCCGGAAGAGAGCGCCGGCCUGCUGGCGGACUUGGCGCGGCUGGAGCAGCGCAAAGGUCAGGGCAUCGCUGUGCCUCUGGAGGUCAAAGGGCAGCACAGGCAGCAGGCCCUGCAGCUGUACUCCAGCCUCCCCUCAGUCAACUACGCCCACGCCCUCAACAUGAGCCACAACUUCAGCUCCAUCGCCCAACUCAUUAACAGCUCCGUCGACGACGUACAAAAGGGCGGCUGUAUGGGCAGAACCAGAGCUGAGGAGGUCUAUCGCUUCCUGCGGUACUCCUGCGACUCCUUCCUCAUGCACACGUCCAAAUCUGGAAGAAGCAGCAGCAGCUAGCAGGGUGAGGGGAGACGAUGCAUCUUUCCAUCCCCUGCUCUUCUUUCUCCUUCAUCAUGACACCUUCACCACAGUCACUGCACUGUGCCAGAGAGCCUCAGGACAAGGGUUCCAACCUUCUUGCACAAUAAAAGGAGCACAAAUCAACUCCAUUUACUUUAUAUGGAACCACAGACGUCUUCAUUUAGAGCAAACUGUGAACUAUUUGAUUUAGUAUUUCUUCAAAUCAUUUGGGUGAGAGGUGUUUCCUUUUGAACAUAAAUCGUGUCUGUGAUCAUAAGAAUCUAUAUGACUGACGCUUGAAUAACUUAUUGCUUUUGUCAAAAUAAUGAAUACAUUUGUUAUCAAAUCUACCCUCAAAGACUUUAAUAUGAUGACGGAUGUCCUUAAUAAAUUAUAUUUUUGUA
This is a messenger RNA of Labrus bergylta (ballan wrasse), 6683 nucleotides long. Lineage: Eukaryota; Metazoa; Chordata; Actinopteri; Labriformes; Labridae. The record is from RefSeq and is a predicted model, not a curated record.